AUAAUCUGUGAUAUUUGAAUUGGAUGGCGGAGACGAGUGGUGCGGCGGUGGAGGAGCAGACGAGGAUGAAGGUGUUGGUUCCGGUAGAUGAGAGUGAGGGGAGUUUGUACGCGCUGAGGUGGGCGGUCGACCACCUCUUUGGUUUCGAACCGCCGGAGCAGGAGCAAGGCGCCCUGACGUUAGUGAAUGUGCAGCCAAUUUUCCAGCCCUUCAUCUAUCCGGCUGGCCCAGUUGUGUACGCAACUCCGGCAGUGAUUGAUUCGGUGAAGAAAGCGCAGGAGCAGAACGCUGCGGCCAUACUCGCGCGAGGCUUGCGCAUCUGCAAAGAGAAGAAGAUAAAGGCAGAAACAUUGAUACUACAAGGAGACGCUAAAGAUAAGAUAUGUGAAGCAGCAGAAGAACUGCACGUUGAUCUCUUAGUGAUCGGUAGUCGUGGGCUUGGCACCAUUAAAAGGGCAUUGCUAGGAAGCGUGAGCAACUACUGUGUGCAUCACGUCCAUUGUCCGGUGCUGGUGGUGAAGCCUCCUCCCAAACAACCUCAUGACUGAAACUGUAUCCAACACCAUUUCCUGUUUGUGUUUACAAUCCUUCAAUAAAUAAUCAUAAUCAACUCUCUGUGAAAUUGCUAUUAGUGAGAUUAUAAGUUGAGUUGCAUCCAUUAAACCUGUGUAGCUAGCCCGCUUAUAGGGGCUACUGGCAAGUACGAAGCUGUCUAGUAUGGAGAUGGUCCUACCUCUAUAACUGUUACUUCAAUGCAAAUCAUAAAUAGGGAGUACAAGUAUGUGACAAACCAUCCUUUAAUCUCUUUUCUUCUCGAGAUAUUCAGGAUUUUGUAUUCUGAGUUAUAUUUCACAAUACAAAAUUAGUGAUUCAACUA
Messenger RNA from Salvia hispanica, 877 nucleotides. RefSeq lists its product as uncharacterized. Lineage: Eukaryota; Viridiplantae; Streptophyta; Magnoliopsida; Lamiales; Lamiaceae. The record is from RefSeq and is a predicted model, not a curated record.